Messenger RNA from Funneliformis geosporum, 868 nucleotides. The record is from the annotation of a GenBank genome assembly. Lineage: Eukaryota; Fungi; Glomeromycota; Glomeromycetes; Glomerales; Glomeraceae.
AUGAAUACUCAAGAUCCAACACCACCCACUUUUAUAACCAAAAAAUGUUGCCCUAAGUUCUCUCCAGUUUGGUCACACUUCACUCUUUAUGCAAAAAAAGCAGGCGGUCACUAUAGUGGUGCUUGUAAUUUUUGUGAAUUUAAAAUUUCAACCGCAACUGUUUCAAGUCUUAAAGAACGUUUGGCUAAUGUUUGUAAAAAUGUACCAGAAGCUGUAAAGCUUGAAUAUCUCAAAAAAAGGGCUGGUGAUAUUAAAGAGCCAAUUUCAGAUAAUUAUUCUGAUUUGCUUACUAAUUAUAGUAUAAAGCAACUUUUGUGCUGGGAUGAAUUUUAUCAACAUUGUAAAAUUGUAGCUGAUAUAUUAAAACCAAUUCGGCAAGGUUUAAAACCAACACUUUUUCGUCGAUUGAGUUUAAUUGCUACACAAAUGCUAAAAAAUAUGGGGCAUAAUAAGGCUGAUUGUCAAACUUUGGUUGCUCAAAUACGCAAAUUUGAUUUAAAACAAGUACCAUUUGAUUUACCUUAUGCUGAGAAUUAUAAUACUCCUUUAAUUUGGUGGAUGACAUGCAAAUCUUUUCCCAAUUUUCUUGAAACAAUAGCUAUUCGUAUUUUUGGUAUGACACCAUAUAGUGCUUCAUCUAUAGCUAAAAUUCAAAGAUUUUGUAUUUUAGAAAUGCAAAAUGAGUUACAUUAUACUGGAGAAAAGAUGUCUGUUAAAGAAAUGAUUAGAUUAUUAACUGAUUCAAUUAAUGAUGAAUUAGACGAAGAUGAAGAUGAAAAUGAUGUUGAUAUAGAUCUUAAAGAAGAUUUAGAAACAGUAAUAGAUGUUGAAAGUGAAGAUUUCGAUUUAGAAGAUUUAGUAAAUGAAA